Messenger RNA from Annulohypoxylon truncatum, 3150 nucleotides. Its product is annotated as TATA element modulatory factor 1 TATA binding-domain-containing protein. NCBI's taxonomy places the organism in Eukaryota, Fungi, Ascomycota, Sordariomycetes, Xylariales, Hypoxylaceae. The record is from RefSeq and is a predicted model, not a curated record. Gene Ontology annotation, cellular component: Golgi apparatus; endoplasmic reticulum. The transcript has 3 exons. Bases 358 to 2865 code for a protein of 835 amino acids.
CCUCGUACAUGCUUUAUUGACGACGAAGCCUCAAGGUGAUCGUUCUCUCAUCGUUGGCUAUGCUAACCUGACAUUUCUCAUGGUAAUUAUUCUAAUUCAUAACUGCCACGCUCCACUAUAUCUAAAUUACUUGCAGCUUUUCUGCGACCAGGAAAACCAACACGAUCGAUCCAGUCGUUCUCUUAUUAAACAGCAGCGAGGCGCAAAUGCAAAGAUAAACCCCCAUACGAUGCGCCGACUCCAUCUUCCGAAAUCCCAAACGACCGAAUUACAUGCGAUAUAAUCACUUACUCAAGAUCAAAGAUCGUCGUAUCUCCAGUCACACCGUCAUACCUUGUGGGCUCCAGAGCCUCAGAUAUGUCAACUCCCCAGAAGUCAUCCAGAUGGGGCUCCUUCUUGUCCCAGGCCGUCGCUGGCGUCGAGGCGAGGCUUGACAAUAUCCUCGCCGAGGAAGAUUCUGCGAAGCAGUCCGCAUCGCAAAGACCCACAAGACCGUCGUCCGCUUCCUCUACGACCCCUUCCAGCGCGAACAUACCACCCCGGUCUACUACGCCCUCCAGAUCUACCAAUGAUAGAUUACAGGAACGCUUAGCUCGAGCCGUUGCCGCCAAGAAUGCCGCUCAAAGGUCCGGUUCUUCGCCUGCCAGACCGAGUACCGAAAUCGUCUCACCAACUCAAAGUCCCCGUGCUAGCUCUGACAUUCCCUCCAGAACAAGCGCUGAAAGGGUGGAGGUCUCAAAGGAUGAUACACCGAGCCAAGAAUCUACUUCGGAGCAGACAUCCGCCGUACCCGCUAAUGGACAAGUCGAUCGCGAUGUUGACGUUGAAAGAUCCCAGACGCCUGCGUUUGAGCCUGACGCAGUGACUUCUACUAGCCAUUUAGAGACUGAAACCGCUUCGUCGUCGACGACAUUAUAUGAACAGCGCAUUGCAAAUCUUGAGAAAUCUCUAGAAGAGACUCAUGUACAACAUCAGGAGGAGCUUCAUAACCAUGUGGAAAGGGUUGACGCUCUACAAGCUAAACUGCAAUAUCUAGCCCGACAAGCGUCGGAGGCAGCGAGAAAUGCCGCCACCGCUGCACCGGCUGGGAGCGAGGAGAAAAUCAUUGCCGAGAAGGACCAGCAAAUCGCCCAGUUAAUGGAGGAAGGGCAAAAAUUGGCAAAUACAGAGCAGAAACACCGAAGCAUCAUCAAGAAACUAAGGGGUCAGCUUGCGUUGGGCGAAAGGGAGCUCAACGAACAGAAGCUCUGGCGUCAAAAGGCGGAGAAUGAGCUUAGUGCACUACGGAAGAAAGUAAACGAACAGGGCGAUGUCGAGAAGGCAAACACGGAAUCUCAGAAGCAAAUAAGCCAACUUAAGAGAGACUUAGAAAGACUAAGAGCCGAGAUCACCUCAAGAGACAACACGAUAUCUGAGCUUAAGGAUCGACUCCGAGAAGAAUCAGACCAGGCUAAAAAUCUGGCUGCUAAGAUAAACGAUCAGCUACGACAGGCGGGAGAACAGCGCGUGAAAGAGCUAGAGGACGCGGUAGCGGCGCUGGAGGUAGAGAAAGGCCUGGUAGCCGACCGCGCCAAGAUACAAGCAACAGAGCUACAAGAAAAGGCUGAUAGGGCCGCGGAGCGUUCUCGCGCCGUGGAGCUAGAGCUUAAGGGGGAAGUUCAGAUUCUCGAAAGCAAAUUAGAAGCCCUUCGAAUCCGGGCGGAAGAAGCAUCGUCAGGCGCCGUGGGCGAUGCGCAAGCAAAACUACUCCGCCAGAUAGAAACUCUCCAAACACAAUAUUCCAUCGCCAGCGAGAACUGGCAGGGUAUCGAAGCAUCCCUGAUUGCGAAAACCGCGGCGUUGGAGAAGGAGAGGGACGAAGCGCUGCGUCGCGAAUCAGACAUGAGGCGGAAAGCCCGGGAGACGGCUUCCCGAGCCAAACGUCAAGAGGAAGAGUUGGAGGAAGCGAGGAGUCAACUUCCCAGCGUCCAACAAGAUUUGUCCUCAUACCAAUCUCAACUUGAAUCAUUGCGCAGGCGAGCCGAGGAGGCUGAGACUUCGUUGGCUGAAGCAAGAUCCGAUUUCGAACGACAGCGGUUGGCUUGGAAAGAAGAAAAGGCUGAACGGACGGAUCAGGACCGGCGGAACUGGCUAGAGGAUGUCCCAACCGCAGCCUUUCGCAGCAUUAGCCGUCCAGAAUCUCCUCUGCUGACCGCGCCGCAAAGAACUUUCAGCGGCGAGUUCCUCGGGCUGCAGAGCUACCCGACAAGACUUCGCAAGACCUCGGCGCCCUCUAGUAACGGUGAGCCGAGUCCUGGCGAUCGACCGUCGUCCGCCAGGCGGCCGUCAGCGCAGCCUCCCAUCCGCUCACCCAUGUUUCCCGUGACGUCGGUGCAGUCAGGAACGCCGCCAUCCCUCUCGGGCGGGUUGGAGAUGUUAGCAUCUCCCUCGUCGCAUCCCAUCGAUAGGGACGACGUCUUCGACAAUUCCGAAACUCCGGCCUCUCCCCAGAACGUGCUACAAGAUAUGGUAUCAGUCUCGACCAUGACAGCGGGGCCAUCAGUGCAGCUCGUUGAAAGGAUGAGCGCCGUAGUUCGUCGUUUGGAGAGCGAAAAGGUAGCAGCCAAGGAGGAGCUUGCUAGGAUUUCGAGCCAGCGGGACGAAGCUCGCGGGGAGAUAGUCGUUCUAAUGAAGGAGGUUGAGGCUGGGAAGGGAGCAAGGAAAAGGGUUGAGGAAUUAGAGAAGGAGGUGGCAGAGAUGAACGAAAGAUAUCAAACUACGCUCGAGAUGCUCGGAGAAAAGAGCGAGCUGGUGGAAGAAUUGCGUGCAGACGUGGUCGAUGUCAAAGCCAUGUAUAGGGAUCUCGUAGAACGCACGAUUAAAUAAGGACGAGCAAACGGCUCGGCUAUGCCUUUUGUUACCUAAGCCUAUUUUUGGGUAUAGGCAUGAAGCAAUAUUAUCAUGAGUAGCACAUACAGUCGAUGACAAUGGUCGAACCCUGUAAUGCCCUUUCACAGCUCAAUCCCCUCGUUUUCAGCCUCCCGCUCGAUAUACUUGCGAACUUCCUUAUCGGGCGCAAGAUCUAGUGCGAGAUAUCCGUCCAGGUCUCGCUUGUCGAUCUCGGCUCCAGCCUUAAGUAAGGCCACCGCGGUGGCUCCUGGUGUUGUCAGU